Messenger RNA from Oppiella nova, 1272 nucleotides. The record is from the annotation of a GenBank genome assembly. Lineage: Eukaryota; Metazoa; Arthropoda; Arachnida; Sarcoptiformes; Oppiidae.
CACUCUCCUCCCACUCACGUGACUCUCUCUGCAGUCGUGUGGAGUAAAGACGGCCAACAGUUGGAAAAUGAGCGCAGAUUUCAAAUCGAUUCAAACGGCGUUCAAAUCAAUGACGAGAUCCGCGUCUCCGACGGCGGUGUGUUCCGCGUGCGCGCUCUCGUCACCGAAACGGGACGCAUACAUGACACUUUUAUUACGGUUCAGAUUUUCGGUCAGUUUUGGCGCUCUUUUCGCAUAUUCUUCGCUCAUUUUCUCUCCCUUUCAGAGCCGCCACAAGUCGUCCAAUUGGCCGAACAUUUCGAGGGAACCGAAGGCCAAGAGGCAACUCUCAAGUGUUUCGCGAAAGGCGUUCCCCAACCCCUCAUCACAUGGUUGGAUCCCAACAAACGAAACCUCUCGUCGGUGGGCGGAUACGUCGUCGACCGCAACGGCGGCGCUCUCAUAGUGUCGCGCGUGCGGAAGGAGGAGGACAGCGGGCAGUUCACGUGCAUCGCGCAGAACACUGCGGGCGAAGAGCGCCGAACGACGACUUUCGUCGUUUUGCGUCCGCCGAGAAUCACGUCUUUCGCGAACAAGAGUUUCGACGCAAACAAGGAAUCGCUUCUCGAGUGUCGCGCCACCGGCGAACCGACGCCCAAACUGUCGCUGCGCCGCGACGGCGACUCUCGCGAACUGACGGCCGGCGACCCGCGCGUGACGCUCACCACAACUCAAGAGCCGAACGAAGAGACGCUUUUGUCGCUCCGAUUGUCGCAAACCCGUCGCGAAGACGACGGCCUCUACUUCUGCAGAGCGAGCAACAGAGGCGGAGUCGUCGAGAGCGCCGGACACCUCGAAGUGCGUUUCGCUCCCGACUUGAGUCGAACGCCGGCAACAGUCGUCAAGACUUGGAAUUUGCAGCCAAUCAACAUGACGUGUGUGGCGGACGCCGUGCCGAACGCGACGAUUCGCUGGUGGUUUAGAGGUCAAGACCUGUCCCUCUCUCCCAUUGGCUCGCUUUACACCAUUGAAUCCAAUUCAGCCGGAGUUUCGCGACUUCACGUCAACUCGCGUUCGGCCACAGGAUCCGCGUUCAGAGACAUCUUCGGCCAAUACCGUUGCGAAGCGUUCAACAGUUUGGGCGCCGAUCAGCGCGUUAUCCAAUUAGAGGAAGCCUUUCGUCCGGGCGCUAUUCUGCAGUCGACUCAACACUUGAUAACUCCCACAACAAUCACAUUCCGCAUAAUGGCGCCUUCUUUCGACAGCGGCGUGAGUCCACUCCCCGCCCCCACC